This is a messenger RNA of Trichoderma reesei QM6a, 1266 nucleotides long. RefSeq lists its product as uncharacterized. Gene Ontology annotation, biological process: autophagosome organization; protein autophosphorylation; peptidyl-serine phosphorylation. Gene Ontology annotation, molecular function: ATP binding; protein binding; protein serine/threonine kinase activity. The record is from RefSeq and is a predicted model, not a curated record. The transcript has 6 exons. NCBI's taxonomy places the organism in Eukaryota, Fungi, Ascomycota, Sordariomycetes, Hypocreales, Hypocreaceae. Gene Ontology annotation, cellular component: cytoplasm; autophagosome. The annotation marks the transcript as partial.
GAGCAGGAAAUCUUCAGGAUUGGACGAGAUCCAGUUGCCAACGCUCUCUGUCUCCAGAAUGAUGCAGAAAACUUUGCUUCACGAAAUCACUGUGAAUUCUACGUGAUUGUCUAUGAACCAUCCGUCAACCACGUCUACGUCAGGGACCGCAAGUCCGUCAACGGAACGUUUGUCAACGGCCAGCUCAUUGGCAUCGGUCCAGAGAUCUCGUCUGGGUAUCUCUUGGAAGACGGCGAUGUCAUUGAGAUUCAACCUCACUGGAAGUUUCUCUUCCGCCAACCUCGAAAGCCGCCUACCAGGCCGCUGACGGCCAUCCAGACAGAAGAAUGCCAGACUUUCCAAGAUGAGUAUCUCAUUACCCCACGAUGCCUCGGCAGCGGUGCAGAGGGAGCCGUCUACUUGGCCAUCGAAGCCGAGACCAAGCGGCAGCUGGUCUGUAAGGUCGUCAAUCUGGCCAAGCAGGAUGGAAAGAUGCCGCGAGAAGAGGUUUACCGAAAGCUACAGGAGAUUGAUGUCCUCCGACAGCUCAGACACCCCAACAUCCUGCCCUACGUUGACGCCGUUGUUUCUCCCCACUCUCUGUACAUUUUCACAGAGCUUGCCGCGGGUGGUGAUCUUGUCUCCUUCAUCAACCGCCAUGAGUACAUUCCAGAGAUUGAUUGCAGAGUUCUACUUCGACAGGUUGUCCGCGGCCUCGCUUAUCUUCACAAGAAAGGCAUCAUCCACAGGGACUUGAAGCCGGAGAACAUCCUGCUGGCAUACUCGCCCAAGAUAGCCUACCAUCGAAUCAUGCUGUCAGACUUUGGAGCUUGCGCCGUUCCUCGCCGCAGCCGAAUGAUGACCGAUAUUGGCACAUUUGAGUACAAGGCUCCGGAGGUCUUCUUUUCGGCCGCGGAGGCUCAAACGCCUGCGCUUGAUAUGUGGUCCCUUGGCCUCAUCACACUGCGAAUGCUUACCUUUGACGUGGAUUGCUUUGGAAGCCUGGCUCGCAAGAAUCAAGUCUCCGUUGAGAAGAUGGUCAAGACAAUGCUUGUAGAGGUUUCGCCAAAGCGCUCCCCAGAGGGCCAGAACUUCGUCUUGGGAUGUCUCCAACUGGCCCCGAUGAACAGGAUGACUGCUGCAGAGGCAGAGCGCCACGAUUGGUUUUGCACCCCGCAGAAACACGUCGAGUUCUUCCAGAGGCUUGAUAGACGAUGUCAAACAGAGCUGACUGAUGAUGAUACUCACCUCAAGCCGAUGCCCUGGGACUUGGCCAGUCUUCAGCCC